This is a messenger RNA of Ceratotherium simum simum (southern white rhinoceros), 2354 nucleotides long. It is a transcript of the gene CXHXorf65, whose product is annotated as chromosome X CXorf65 homolog. The record is from RefSeq and is a predicted model, not a curated record. NCBI's taxonomy places the organism in Eukaryota, Metazoa, Chordata, Mammalia, Perissodactyla, Rhinocerotidae.
AGGGUAGGAAAAAGGAGGAGGAGACUCAUGCUGUGGAAGCAGUUGUACUACAAAUUCACUAGAAAAGAGUACUGUUCCAGAAACUUAUUUUUCUCUACAUGUCCUGCACUCCUUCCUGAGUCCAGUUUAGAGUUAGAUUUACCAUGUUGCCCCCAUUCCCAACAAAUCUUUUACAGACCCCACCAAGGUUCUUUUCUCCUUGUCCUUACUCCACCUUCUGCCACACAUACCACUUCUGACCUCAUAAUCCCUCAACUGCAGCCCAGGCCCCACCCCUAGGGACGUUGGUUAUCCACAACUGCCAAUAGCUCUCUCCUGUCUGCCCAGUCUGGGCCUCCUCAGCCUAUGUAAUCCAUCUGCCUCUCUAGUCCCCCAACACUAUGGGCCCGCUUGGCCCCUCAAAGCCUCUAGAACACCCUCUUUCUGCAUGACUCAUCAGGCCUCUCUCUGAAGAGUGAAAAGAUCUUGAGAGCAUGUUCAUCUUCAUCAAACAUGGAGAUAAUAAGGAGUUUCUGGUCAAUACCAAUUGCUCUGUCCUCCUGUUGCUGCAUUACAUCCGCAGCGAAAUGAAGUUGCCUAAAACAAACACCAUCGAUUUGUGUGAUGAAACGGGGAUAAUGAAGUUUUUCUUCCUGUCGAAGACACCUGGAGAAUACGCCAGCAAAUUCCUUACAGCUCGAAGCACCUACUACGUUUGUAGGGUGGACCGUGGGGCACCAGGAACCCGACUUGAGAAUGCCUACAAAGCUUUUGUGCCCCUCCUGAAGAAUCCAGAACCUGAGCUAAUUGACACCUUGCGCACACAGUGUGACGUCCUGGAGAAGAACCGAAUAAAAGCGCUUAAAAGCCAAGAAGCCAAGAAAGUCGUUCCAGCUGAAUCCCCCGUGAACGUCCCAUCCAAACCAUCGGGAAGAUCAUCUGAAGAGAGGCCCACUCGCAAGGGUCCAUUCUUUAAGACAAGAGCAGACUUUCUCAAUAGGAGGGAUAAACGUCGCUAAAUAAAGUGACCAAGUGAGAGCAGUAAUACUAGGUAUGAAAUUACUGGAAUUUAAUGUGAGGUUCCUUUUUCAAGAAAGACUCCUUCUCUCAAUAUCUGCACCAAGGCUUAAGUAAGCUCCAGGCACAGUGGAGGCUCUGAGGGUGGGUAGGAGAGGAGCGGCAGGAGAGGGCUGAGGUGGGCACAUGGGUGGGGAUGAGGAAAGACUGUGAAGUCUAGUACAAUGAGCCUUUGAGGGACAGAGUAGGGGGUGGCGUCUUCUCCAACCAGACUACCUCCCCUUGGCAGGCCUAUCAUAGCCCUCCUACUCCUGCUGGAGUUAGGUGACCAUGGGCAUCUUCCCUCCGCCCACCACACUCCACCACCCCUGCCUGUGAGAUUCCGAGAUUCCGACCCCUCACCUCUAUGCCUCUGGGCAGUCCCUGCAGUUAGCCAUUUGCCUUUCCCCUCUCUCCCCCUUAUCCGAGGGGAGCAGCGAGACAGCAGAAACCAGGGCUGGUUAUAGGCAUUUAUUGAAUUUAUUCAUUUAUUGAUUUGAUACACUUCCCCACUCCAAUCUAGCACAUGAUACAAUCUGGGUAGGCCAGGUGCUGACACAGGAAAUGAUGGGAACCCACAGCAGGGGCGGGGGAGGGGACAAUGCAAAGGGGACUGGGGGAGGGGCUGCUUUGGGGGCUGGGGUGGAGAAGGAGCCCCAGAUGGCCUCCCUGGCAGGUGCUAGUAAACCUGAUCCACAUUCCCCUCCAUCUCCACUCAUUUCCCAGACCCUCAGCCAAGCUCCCCAGCUCCCCCUUCCCUGUUCCACCCCUCCCCCGUCUGCCACCACACACUUCCACAUAACCCCUGUAGUCAGGCAAGGAGAAGAAGGGCAGGGACAGCUGUCAGGGGCCUUGAACAGGGAGGUCUCUGUGCCUAACUUUACCACUCUAAAUCCUUCCCUCCUUCUCUUCUCCCCACCUCCCAUUCCCUUCCCAGGCCACAAACUAAUUCCAGGCCUUCAAUGCACUCUCCCACUGUAGCACUAACUCACAGUGGCUUAUGUAAGAGUGUGGCUGCAUCCCAACACCACACACUCCCAGGCACAAGGUGACAGAAUGAGGGGACCUGGCUUAGCUUUCUCCUUAGGGAAACUCCAAACUAGUUCCACCAGACCUUGUUCUGACCUGGUCCACUUGGGGGCUCUUCCCCCUGCUGAGUACUGCUCCCCACCGCUGCUCUGUUGGCCUGGAGUUCUCUCCCCCACUUCUCCGUGUUUCUCCGAGUAAUGUCUGUAGUGUUUGCAUCAUGUCACUAUGACAAAGCCUUCAGAAAGAAAAAAGCGUUCUCCCCAUUACUAGCACCUUGCCACUGUUAAAAA